Molecule: messenger RNA, 4336 nt
Organism: Centropristis striata (black sea bass)
Lineage: Eukaryota; Metazoa; Chordata; Actinopteri; Perciformes; Serranidae
Gene: sgms1a
Product: sphingomyelin synthase 1a
Exons: 6
Coding region: 362-1591 (409 amino acids)
Biological process (GO): ceramide biosynthetic process; sphingomyelin biosynthetic process
Cellular component (GO): endoplasmic reticulum membrane; Golgi membrane
Molecular function (GO): protein binding; sphingomyelin synthase activity; ceramide cholinephosphotransferase activity
Source: RefSeq, a predicted model, not a curated record
CCCACAGAGGGAUUCGUACCACAUUGCGGUGAUAACCACUACAAUUUGAAGAGAAGCCCUUCAACAUUUCGACGGCAAGGGGUGCCGUGUUUUAGUGAAGAGCUAAUGAGGUGAACAAAGCCAAAGGAGGCCACUGUGGUUGACCUGCUGUCUAUUGGCCUGCACUCUAAGUGACGCUGCUGCUGCCAUCCUUCAACCAUCAUCACUCCAAGAGGAGGCUGGGCUCCCUCUGGGUGCAAGACACACCAUGUGCCAAAACUGGAGAGGACUUACUACUGCCCCAUAGACCACCUAACCCUUUGUGAACCUUCCCCUCUAGCCUGAGGCCCCAACUAAUCCUCCACAUUGCCCACUGGCCAAGAUGAAGAAGGUGGCAGCAUGGUCAGCGGAGGACGUUGCUGACUGGCUGAGCAAAGAGGGAAUGCCGGAGUACAUAGAUGCCCUCCGUCAGAUGGACGGUCCUACUCUGCUCAGGCUCAACAAGGCAGAUUUCCAGAUGCCUCCCCUCUCGCUGGUGUCGUCUGAUGGCGGGCAGCAGCUUUUGGAGCGACUUGAGACGCUGCGGAUAGAAACUCAUAUCGAGGCUCACAAAAACGGCCAUGCAAACGGGCACGCCGGUGGAUUACCUAACGGAACUACCAAGCCUCAGAGGAAUGGCACAUUGGGGAUGAAGGACUUCCGGAUGGAGAUGGUCCACAUCCCCAUCCCUACAACAGAAACUAUGCGGCCCUCGUUCCCUGCCGAGUGGGGGAAGACGGGCAUAGCGUUCGUCUACGCGGUGGUGUGCUUUGUUACCACCACUGUCGUCAUUUCAGUGGUUCACGAGAGAGUACCGCCAAAGGAGCACACCCCACCUCUGCCUGAUAAGUUCUUCGACCUGUUUGACAGGGUGGAGUGGGCCUUCUCCAUCUGUGAGAUUAACGGCAUGCUGCUGGUGGGACUCUGGCUCAUACAGUGGAUUCUACUCAAGCACAGGUCAAUUAUAGGCAGGCGGUUCUUUUUCAUUGUGGGCACACUCUAUAUGUACCGGUGUAUUACAAUGUACAUCACCACUCUGCCUGUUCCCGGGAUGCACUUCAAAUGCUCUCCAAAGCUUCUCGGGAACUGGGAGGCACAGAUGAGGAGAGUAAUGAAGAUGAUUGCUGGUGGAGGUCUAUCCAUCACAGGUUCACACACCAUGUGUGGAGAUUAUCUGUACAGUGGCCAUACUGUCAUGCUAACGCUAACGUACCUCUUCAUCAAGGAGUAUUCCCCGAAGAGAUUCUGGUGGUACCAGUGGUUUUGCUUGACCUUGAGCGCUGUAGGGAUUUUCUGCAUCCUUCUUGCCCAUGACCACUACACGGUGGAUGUGGUGGUUGCAUAUUUUAUCACAACACGCCUGUUUUGGUGGUACCACACUAUGGCCAACCAGCAGUCGCUGAAGGAGACGUCGCAGAGUAACCCGUUCUCGCGGGUGUGGUGGUACAGACUGUUCCAAUACUUUGAAGAGAACGUCAACGGGACGGUCCCUCGUAACUAUCAGCUGCCGCUUUCAUUGCGAUCGUUGCAAUGGAACCGUGGUGUGAAGUACAGCAAACUGGACAUCCAGUGACCCUUAUCAUUUCAAAGCAGGCGAGGACUAUGACUUCCAUAAGUGCUGUUUUUACCCAUUGAAGAUGGCACUGUUUAAUGUAGCGCUGUCCUUUCACCUCUAGUAACAGACACAUCCCUGUCCAAAUGGGUAGCACUGUGACCCACCUAGUAUUUUCUUUUCUUUGUGUAUAUACGUCUAUAUAUUAUUUUUGUUUUCCCUUCUCCUCUUUCUCUUCUUGUAGUAUUUGCCAACACACAGCACUAAUUUAUAUGUUUUUUUCCUCUUCGUGGGCCACACAACAGUUUAUGAAGCAUUUCGACAAACUUCUGAAACUCAAAGAUUUUUGGCCUCAAGGACUCAAAUACUUUUUUUCCCCUCUCUGCACAAAAUCAUAAUUAAUGUCUUCAUUUUUUUAGUGCAAAUGGUGUCAAUCAAAUGCACAUUUGAUAACCAAAAUGCCAUAAGCAUGUUUUCUUUUCUUUUUUUAUAGCAAAUUACUUUUUGUAAAAUGUCCUUGCUAAAAUGAGUCAAAGGUGCAAAAAAUAAUUUUUUUAAGUAUGUCAAACUUUAUUUUUCAAAAACAAAUGAUGUCCAACAAAAUAUUUUUUAGAUUUUUACCUUUUUCAAGAUGGAUAACUGAGAGCAUAAGAAUCUAAUGUGGUAUAACAUUAUUCCAGUGCCUUUCUUAGCUUGAUUGUAAAACAGUUCAAGUAUCUAUGUGUCUUGUGUCUCUCUGCCGCGAGUGUGUCCACGCCGCGGUACGAGGUGGUACUUAGUCAGUCUCGUUCCCAUGAAUGUAAAAACAACUACGCCAGCCUUACCAGAAAAUUGGUUUUCCCAAAAUUAAGUGCAGUGAGUGAAAUGUCCCAUUUAUUUAUUGAUGCUUUACGAUGUCAGUUUGUGCUUAGUUGGUUAAUCCUGUUCUAACAGAAAACAAUGACUGUUAAUUGUAUUUUUUUAUAUAUAUAUAUCUAUAUAUCCAUAACAUUUCAUUUUUACCAACCAGUCUUUAACCAACACCAGCCAUGUUCAAAGCCCAAUCAUUGAUGCUCUGUUUUCUGCUAGUUUUACCCAGGGGAAAAAAAUCACUUCAGUAAACUUGGUAAACUUUCAUGUCCACUUGAUAAAUGUGCUAAAGUUUGCUAUUUUGAUGUAUUUACUAAACGUGUAAAGUAAAAUUAGCUACAAAAACAAUACUAAAAUGCAAUUAAGUAUAUUUGACUUAACUAAGAUGCGCUCAAAUAUACUUAAGCACUUUUGUUCUGCUCAUCAUGAGGAAAACUAGCUGCUUUGUUUUUCUCAACCUUGCGUUUACAGUUGCAGUUUAGAAGUGAUGAUAAAGGGCUUCGAAAUUCCGGGCACAUUUAGUUUCAGUACCUUGAAAGAGCUUGAAAAGUGCUGGAAUUUUUUUUAUCUUAAACAGCUGUAAGAACCCUGGAUAAAUCAGUAUACUAAGUACAUUGUGAGUACAUCAAAAAAGGCACAGUUUUAGUACAUUAAUAAAGUGUGCUUGGAAGCAUACUAAGUUAAAUUAAACUAAGUGUACUGCAGUGUACCUUUUUUCACCUGUGUACUUUCCAUCACUGCAUUAUCUGCUAAACAUCACUGCCUGAUUGGAAAAUGGAGAAGACAUGUCUCUAAAGUGCAGAGUGAAGUUAUUCUGGACGUGAACAUGUCCCGUGCAUCAUUGCAGCAUCUCUUGCUCAGGAGAUGACAAACUUCUUGUUCCCCACAACGAGCCCCAUUUUGAAAUCAGAAUCAUGACUGUCUGGUCUUGUAACCUUUCUGCUGGUGAUGAGAUCUAGAGGAAAAAUGUUCAACGUGAGCAUGUGUGUUGAGUUUUGAGAAUGUCAAAGCUAUAAAAACAGAAGCUUCAUGUAAAGUUUCUGUGCAUGUCUGUUAUGAAUCUGUACUUUGUGCGGUUUGUCUCGUACUAAAUCAAGCUGCUACCUUCCAGUUUGAAGACGGUGUAUCUUCUACAUUUCCUCCUUUUAAAGUGCGACGCUGAAACUAGAAGCAGCAAACACUCUACGUGGAACUUGUGUGUGGGGAAGAAGCUGAAGCAUGAUGCACAGAGCUGGUGAAUUAUUUGACCAUGUGUGUGCAGGAUUAACUUUGAUUUCCAUGAAUGUGAAAACGCGUCCUUAUUGAUAAUCCUAAUCAUGUUUAUUAUUAUUAUUAUUAUUAUUAUUUGCUUGUCUUUGUAUAAUUAUGACUGAACUGUAAAGAAUAAAUAUUGCACAAGUUCAUCGAUAGGGAAAGAUUUAAGUCAUUUUGUGAAACUUUAAUUUCAAAUCCAACUAACUAGCUUUGAAGAGAAGCUGCACUAAACUUUAGAUUAUAAAAAUCGCAAAUAAAUAAUAUGAUUAAUUUCUUUGUCAAAAAAGGGAGUGAGAAAAUACCCUUUAAUGCCUCGGGUUACCUCCUUCCUGUCCAGUCAUUUCACUUUAACAGAAAACGGUUUCUCAGUUUUUAAGAGCACAGCAGGUUCCUGACAUUCGGCUGUAUUUGACUUUAUAUUUGAUGAUCCAAACACUGCUCUCUAAUAAUGUUGGAGGGCUUUGAUAAGGAUGACCGUGGGAGUUAUUGUUUGUCUUCUAGUUUGCCAAUCAUUGGAUCAUUUUUUUUUUUGUUCUCUUGUAUGUUCCUCUGUAAACUUCUCACCCAUGUUGUCCCUUUUUUGUGCGUAUACCAGAUGUUUGUAAGAUAUGAUAAAGGAUUGUAUUUGGGACGCUUUUGAAUAAAACCUUUUACUAAAAUGUA